GGGAGACUGAGACGGGGCAAGACUCCAGUGCUGCAGGACCGCAUCGGAAGCACGUUGUUCCGCAAUAUUCCUACCAGUAUCGAUCUUUGGAGCUACACAGCCAUCUCACCCAUCCCGGCACUCGUAGGCUGGUAAAGGCACUAUGGCACAAGCCGCCAAACAUCUGCGCAAGAAUAAGGACCUAGAGGCUCUCGCCGAACAAGAGAGAAAGGAAAAAGAAGAGGAAAAGGCAAAGAAAAGAAGCCGCUCACGGGAUAAAAAGCGCAAGGCCCAUGUCGUUCAUCGCUGGCUAAUCGAUCAGGAAAAUAGUGUGAGCUCUGAGCUGCUGGAUGGCCAGGGAGUGUGGCACUAUGAUGAAACUGAUGCAGCCACCAGCUUUCUACGUGCAGCUCGCUCAGGUAAUCUGGAAAAGGCUCUAGACCACAUCAAGAAUGGGAUUGACAUAAACAUAGCCAAUCAGAAUGGGCUUAAUGGGCUGCAUUUGGCCUCAAAGGAAGGCCAUGUUAAAAUGGUGCUGGAGCUUUUGCACCAUGGUAUUGUACUUGAGACAACCACAAAGAAAGGGAAUACUGCACUUCACAUUGCUGCAUUAGCUGGACAGGAACAGGUGGUCACAGAGCUGGUUAACUAUGGAGCCAAUGUCAAUGCUCAGUCCCAGAAGGGGUUUACUCCACUCUACAUGGCUGCACAAGAGAAUCACCUGGAGGUUGUUAAGUUUCUUCUGGACAAUGGAGCGAAUCAGAUGAUUCCAACUGAGGAUGGCUUUACCCCUCUUGCUGUGGCUCUUCAGCAGGGCCAUGAGAAUGUGGUGGCCCUGCUCAUCAACCACGGUACUAAGGGCAAGGUCCGCCUUCCUGCACUGCAUAUCGCUGCUCGAAAUGAUGACACCAGAACUGCCGCUGUACUUUUACAGAAUGACCCAAAUCCUGAUGUCUUAAGCAAGACAGGCUUCACACCACUUCACAUUGCAGCCCACUAUGAGAACUUGAAUGUUUCCCAACUGCUUCUAAACCGAGGAGCUGAUGUGAACUUCACGCCCAAGAAUGGGAUCACACCUUUACAUAUUGCAUCCAGAAGAGGAAACGUUAUCAUGGUUAGACUUUUGCUGGACCGUGGAGCAAAGAUUGACGCUAAGACUAAAGAUGAGUUGACUCCUCUUCACUGUGCUGCCAGAAAUGGCCAUGUAAGAAUAAUCGAGAUCCUUUUGGACCAAGGAGCCCCAAUUCAGGCCAAGACUAAAAAUGGCCUGUCGCCCAUACAUAUGGCAGCUCAGGGCGAUCAUUUGGACUGUGUCAAACAGCUAUUACAGUACAAUGCCGAAAUUGAUGACAUCACCCUAGACCACCUUACACCACUGCAUGUGGCAGCACACUGUGGACAUCAUCGUGUAGCCAAGGUGCUCUUGGAUAAAGGAGCCAAACCGAACACCCGUGCUCUGAAUGGCUUUACACCUCUUCAUAUUGCCUGUAAGAAGAACCAUAUGCGUGUAAUGGACCUACUCUUAAAGCACUCUGCAUCCCUGGAAGCUGUAACAGAGUCAGGAUUGACACCACUGCAUGUGUCCUCCUUUAUGGGUCAUCUGAAUAUUGUGAAGUUUCUGAUGCAAAAAGGAGCUUCACCAGAUGCCUCAAAUGUGAAAGUGGAAACACCUCUACACAUGGCAUCUAGAGCUGGUCACUGUGAAGUUGCAGAGUUUCUACUACAAAAUGGAGCCCCAGUGGAUGCCAAAGCCAAGGAUGACCAGACACCGCUACACUGUGCUGCCCGAAUGGGCAACGACGAGAUGGUAAAGCUACUCUUGGAGCACAAAGCCAAUGCCAACUCCACCACAACAGCUGGGCACACCCCACUGCACAUAGCUGUACGUGAGGGACACACACAGACUGCCAGUAUCUUAAUUGAUAUGAAUGCUCAGCUAACCAAAAUGACCAAGAAAGGCUUCACUCCCCUUCAUGUGGCAGCAAAAUAUGGAAAGGUAGAUGCAGAAGCAUUGCUAUUAGAGAGAGGGGCCAACCCAAAUGCUGCAGGCAAGGCCGGACUUACACCAUUGCAUGUAGCUGUCCACCAUAACAACCUAGAUGUAGUGAAUCUUUUGCUCAGGAAAGGAGGAUCACCUCACAGUGCAGCUCGGAAUGGCUAUACGCCACUUCACAUUGCUUCUAAGCAGAACCAGGUGGAGGUGGCCAGCAGUCUUCUGCAGCAUGGAGCAUCUGCCAACGCAGAGUCACUACAAGGGGUCACACCCUUGCACCUUGCCUCUCAGGAGGGUCAGCCAGACAUGGUGUUCUUGCUCAUCUCUAAACAGGCAAAUGUAAAUCUGGGCAACAAGAGUGGUCUGACUCCACUACAUCUUGCGGCUCAGGAGGGGCAUGUUGGCAUUGCUGACUUACUAGUGAAGCAUGGCGCAUCUGUCUAUGCUGCCACACGGAUUGGUUACACUCCACUUCAUGUGGCUUGUCAUUACGGCAAUGUCAAGAUGGUUAAGUUUCUCUUACAGCAACAGGCCAAUGUGAACAGCAAAACCAGGAUGGAGUAUACACCGCUACAUCAAGCUGCUCAGCAGGGACAUACAGAUAUUGUGACAGUUCUUCUAAAACAUGGUGCUCAACCAAAUGAAACCACAUCUAAUGGCACAUCUGCUCUUGCUAUUGCAAAGCGCCUCGGUUACAUCUCAGUCAUUGACGUUCUCAAACUGGUCACCGAAGACACAGUUACCAUGACCCCCACAGAAAAACAUCGCAUGAGUUUUCCAGAGACCGUUGAUGAGAUCUUAGAUGUUUCUGAAGAUGAAGGUGAAGAUCUGCUGGGGAAUGAGAGGACCAGGUAUAUGAAGAUGGAUGAUAGAAAGGACCAUGAUGAGGAUUUUCUCUCCCCCAAAAAAGUUCUUGAGAAUCAAUCCCCUGUUAUUCCAAGGAUCCCACGUGUGUCCCCUGAAACAGUCAUGCUGAAAGAACAUGAAAUGGAUCUGCAGACCCCACUCUCCUUGCCCAAGGAAUAUGAUGAGGAUUCACUCAUCCCUAGCAGUCCUGCCACAGAAACUUCAGACAAUGUCAGUCCAGUAGCAAGCCCCAUCCACACUGGUUUUUUGGUAAGUUUCAUGGUAGAUGCUCGUGGUGGCUCCAUGAGAGGCAGCAGACAUAACGGCUUGCGUGUCAUCAUUCCUCCACGUACCUGUGCUGCUCCAACACGCAUCACCUGCCGGUUGGUGAAGCCUCAAAAACUUACUACGCCUCCUCCUCUGGUUGAGGGCGAGGGUCUCGCCAGCCGUAUAAUCUCUCUUGGUCCAGCUGGAAUGCAAUUCUUAGGGCCAGUGAUUGUGGAGAUUCCUCAUUUUGCUGCACUUGGCCGAGGAGAUCGUGAGCUUGUGGUCUUGAGAAGUGAAAAUGGAUCAGUCUGGAAGGAACACCGGAAUCGCUACGGUGAUGAGGUCCUGGAGACCAUCCUUAAUGGAAUGGAUGAAGAUCUUGAGAGCCAAGAGGAGCUUGGAAAGAAGAGGAUAAGGCGCAUUAUCUCCACUGACUUCCCUCUUUACUUUGCUGUGGUUUCCCGUAUUCAGCAAGAUAAUGAUCUAAUCGGUCCAGAGGGUGGUAACCUUACCAGCAAGCUGGUGCCUUUGGUCCAGGCCAGUUUCCCUGAAACUGCUGUCACAAAGCGUGUCCGUCUUGGACUGCAGGCCCAACCUGUUCCUGAUGAACUGGUGGCCAAGCUUCUAGGAAACCAAGCCACAUUCAGCCCUGUGGUUACAGUAGAGCCACGACGUCGCAAGUUUCAUCGCCCUAUUGGCCUAAGGGUUCCUCUGCCUCCGUCCUGGAGGGAGAGUCCACGGGAUACUGGUGAGGGUGACACCACCAGUCUUCGCCUGCUCUGCAGUGUCACUGGUGGCACAGCUCCUGCUCAAUGGGAAGAUAUAACUGGAACCACCAAACUCCAAUAUGCCAAUGAUUGUGCCAAUUUCACCACCAAUGUGUCUGCUCGGUUUUGGUUGGCAGAUUGCCCUCGGACUGCAGAAGCUGUGUCCUUUGCCAACCUUCUUUACCGCGAGUUGUCAGCUGUGCCGUACAUGGCCAAGUUUGUGGUUUUUGCAAAGAUGAAUGAAUCACGAGAUGGUCGACUCAGAUGUUACUGCAUGACUGAUGACAAAAUGGACAAAACGCUGGAGCAGCAUGAAAACUUCACUGAAGUGGCCCGUAGCAGAGACAUUGAGGUUAUGGAGGGUAUGCCGCUGUACUUGGAGUGUUCAGGAAACUUGGUCCCUAUCAGAAAAGCUGCCCAGCAGUCUCGCUGUUUUGGCUUCCAAGCCUUCAGAGACAACAGACUACCUGUUUCUGUCAAGGUGAGAGAUAGCAGCAAAGACCCCUCUGGCUUUGUGUCUUUCUUCCGCAAAUCAACCAAAUAUGAGGACAAUCAAAAUGUGCUGUGCAACCUUAAUGUUACCAUGCCACCAUGUAUUAAGAACAUAGGAAUUGAUGAUCGAAUCAAGACUCUGACUCCUUUGGCACUAAGAGAGAGAUACAGCGUUCUAAGUGAACCAGUUGUCGCAUCACUGAGUGCCAUGGAAAAGACGGAGCUAAAGAUGGCUUUAGUCGCAGAACAGCUAGGCCUGAGCUGGGCUGGAAGGAGUCGGAUUCCAAUAUACAGCCUUGAACACGAAGCGCUGUGGGAUGGUGAUCUUCUGAAGCAUCAUAUGGUCCUACCAAUCUGGAACAAGCAGAAAAGGCCCGGAAGCUGGUGCAGAAAUGUCCUUAACAAUCUAGAACAUGCCAAUGAAGAAUUGGGACGUGAACUGCAGUUCAAUGUUGAUGAAAUAAAUAAGAUCCGUGUGGAAAAUCCCAACUCCCUUUUAGAGCAGAGCUCAACACUGCUCAACCUGUGGGCCACUCGAGACGGGAAAAGAGCCAAAAUGGACAGCCUGUACCUAGCCUUGAAGAGCAUUGACCGGGUAGACAUUGUGAACAUGUUGGAGGGUCAUAGAACAGCAACAGGUCAGCAGGGGGGCUGGGAACAAGAUACUUUCAGGUCUAAACAUCAUGACCGAGACCAUCUAUCUUCUGGCAUAACAAAUGGUUACGGACUGGUGGUUCAGGAGGAGCUAGUCUCACCGGCCUCAAUGCAGUACAGUCUGCCUUCACCAUUGGGUAAUGACCCAUACUGGCAGGAGGUAUCAAGCAUGGAUUGUGCACCCAUCGCCACCACUGAAGAAGACACUCUAAUGGAUAUGUCAGGAGUACAGAUUUGUCCCUCAGGCAAUAGUCAUUUUGUUGUAGCUGUGGAGGACUCUUCGCUGGAAUGCAGCAAUGCUGAUGACUCUGAGGCACUUCUGAACAGAAGCCCAGACCAAUCCAGGAGUGAGACACCUGGUGGAAAUGGACCUUCGGGGCUUUCUGGUCAGGAAGCAUUAAGUGAUUCCAAUGAGUUUCUUGAGGAUCUAUCUAUUGGGGCAGACUUGAAUUGCAGUGGUGCAGGACUGAGUGGAGGGGUCAACAUCAAUGUUCUGGAAAGAGGUCAGGGGUUGGAGAGGAAGGAAGGGGCUGUAGGUGACAAAGUCAACAACAUUAAAGACAAUUCCAGUGGAGGGUUGCAAGAAGGAGCAGAAGUAGUCAGCUCAAGCUUAGAAGGUAGCCUAUCUCUCAUUUCAGGUCAGCAGCAAAUGUUUCCUCGAGUGAGUGACUCCCCUGUGCUAAGAAGACGAGCAGAUCUUACUGAUGACAGGUUAGGUGGCGGGUCCCUUUUGUCUUACCUCCAGGACCAGGAUGUUCCUGGUUGGCACAUGGCCCCAGAACCAACUCAGAACAGAAUCGGGUCUUCACACUGCAAUCCUAGACAAGCCAUAGAAUCGGUGAUAUCAUCAGUACGAGCUGCAGUGGAUUGUGAUUCUCACCUAGCCAGGAAAGCCUUAAUUGAACCGGUGAGGGACACAGGGCAUUCUGAGAUCAUUCACAUGCAUUAUCAGGGAACACAACUAUUUGAAAAAGGACUUGGCUUCCCAAGCAGAACAGCUCGAGGCUGGGAGGACAUGCAUCUAAGAGAACAGGGUGAGAAGGCAGAAGAUCUCGCAGGAGAUAAUGUAAGCGAGGAGCAGUUUACAGACGAGCAUGGCAACAUUGUCACCAAAAAGAUUAUAAGGAAGGUGGUCCGAAGAGGAAAGGAGGAGGAAGGGGGUCAGGAGCUCAUCACAGAAGGGAUGCUACAGGAACACAUUGAGACAGAUGUUGAUGGAGAGCAGUACAUGAGCUAUGCCAUCCUAGGGCGUGACAGCAAGCCGGAUGUUGUGGAUGUGAAGAGUGGGGGUGCUCAAAUAGUGAAAUGUGCCAGUCUGCGGAGAGUAAAGCAGUGAGUCUAACUCACUUUUCCUUUCAGGUCACCUACACCCAAACCAUCCCUCACUGACACAUGAUGGACAUCAUAUAAAGAAAACAGAUCUACAGUGCUGGAAAUAAGCAAUGGAUAUCAACUAUUAAAAAGUAUCCAUGUUACUUCACCAAGCAAAACAUACACUAGAGACUAGAGGCAUGAUUUAUUAUUAACUGAAACCAAACAGAGAAAAAAGCAUUUGAGAGGUGCUUCCUGUAAUCUCAAUAUCAGCAUAAAAAAGUGCUGUCGCAUGGCCUGCCUUUAUAUAUUGCACUAAAUGCAAAAAAAUACGAGACUCCAGUAUUGUCAUACUGCACGGACUGUAACAGAAGACCAGAAGUAUAUCUUUAAAAUCUGGAGUUAUUGGAAGUUAUUUGGAAUCACAAAAGCAAGUUUCAGUGAAAUCCAGCAACAAUUUCCUGUCUAACUAACAUUCUAAUUGAACCCUAGUGAUUCCAAACCACUACAUUACUGAAAUGAUUUCAGCGGUAGAUAUCCCUCUUGUCCUGCUUCUACUGUAUAUGUGUAAUAUGCACUCAGAUGUGAAACAUGAUGCUAAUAUUGGAACAGUAUCCAAUAAUUCUGCCGCUGUUCCAAUACUUUCUCCUAAAUUCUUGUUAAUUUCUACAUUAUAUAAUGUAUUGUAAAAGUACAAUUGUGUAGCAAAUCUCAUUUUUAAAGCAGUUAUUUUAAAAGAUGAGCUCCAGUGUUGCCUAAGAUGUGCAGGCUCAAGAUUUACAAUUUGCCUUAUUACAGUGUACAUACAUGUGUGUCAUAUUAACAACCCAGUCUCAAGGAAGUUUGUGGCUUAGGCACAAAAAUUGGAAUCUAUCAAUUGGUGUCAAGGACAAGAAUUUUUAUAUUUUUUCAAGUCAUCAUUUUUGUGUGUCACUCAGCAUGAUUUCUUAAUAUCUUCUACUGAGUGUCAAAUAGCCCGUCUUGUUAGCAGAGGCUGUAUACACUGACUCUGCCCCCCAGUUUCCAACAUUGAUUUUAAUAAAAUUACAAACAAGCCCAUAACAUGUUAGUCAAUAAAAAAUAAAUAAAAGGCAUUUUUGGAUAAUGUUUGACAUUACAAUUUCCCUUGAGACUGUGUUGCAAAUGUUUAAUGGUUCCCUUAAUGAUCAUACAAGGGUUGCGAUAUGCAAGUACAAAAGAGACUCUAGUUUAUGAAAAACAAUAUGCCAGAAUCUAUUCUUUGAGAAAAUACAUAGGCAAUAUACUGUACAUUCUACAGAAGUCAUUCUACAGAAGUGGUGCAAUAUGCUGUCCAACCAAGUUCAUUAUAUUUGACUUUAUUAUUUGGUCAUAGUAAUCCAUAAUUGUUUUUAACUAUUACUUUUAUUAAAUUAUUCACUGACUGUGACAACUGAAGGUGUGUAGCCCCUGUAGCAUAUGCUAGCCUACUUCUUGUUAGUUGUCUUCUUAUUAAUAUUAAAGGGAAAAUCAAUAAAAGUGAUUAGGUAACUGACUGUGUUUGGAAGCCCUUAGAUGCUUGACAGUUUGACCAUAUAUAUGCUACAGGAGUCCUUUUGCAGGAGUUGUGCAAAAUGCUGUCCCAUAUAAAAGUUUUAAAAAAGACAUAUAGGCACAUCUAAAUUAAAAACUUAAUUUGCUAUAAGAAUUAUUUUAAUAACUUCACACUUUGUUAAAUAUAGUCGUUUAUGUGUUCUACUCUAUUGAAUGGAAUGUGUCCCCCAAUCUAACCCUCUAAAUUCGACCUAAAAAUAUAAUGAUUUAAUUUUAAUUAAGGAAAUAAAUGAAUUUCAUUAAUUCGUAUGGUAUUUAAAUAAUAUGGUUCUUAUUGCUCUUUCACUUUUUUUGUAAUUUGUUUAGAUAGGAAAACUGCUGUUCCACAUUUUUUGACAAUGGGCUCUAUGCAUGGUGGUGCAUGACGUAUUUCAGGUGAAAAAGGCAAUGUAAAAAAAUGUCAACCUCUUAGAUUUUUCGUCUUUGGAAUGACCAACAUAUAAAACUGCCAUUUAAAAGAUUAGGGUCACUUAUUCAAACUUUAAUAAAUAAUUGUAAACUCCUGGAACAAAUGUAAUGACUUGAUGAACGUGGUAUGACAAACAAAUCUAAAAACGUGAGGACGUAAAAACUAAAAGUCCUAAGGUGUUAUACUUUGAUAAGUUUUAAGAGCAUUAAAUAGGUUUCCAGCUAUUGUGAGCUUUUUUCUGUAUAUUUCUCUUUAUCAUUUGGUGAUAGUAUCCAUAAUUGUUUUUAUUUUAUAAACCUCAUUACUUUUAUUUAAUAAUAGACUGACUGUGACUACAAAAGGUGUGUAGCCCCUAAAGCAUAUGCUAGCCUACUUCUUGUUAGUUGACUUCUUAUCGAUAUUAAAGGGACAAUCAAUAAAAGUCCCAUGACCAAGUCCCAUGAUGUGAGGACCCUAUUGAAGCUGCUCUGCUUAUUAGAAGGAAAACGCCUUUGUUGCCAUGCAGUGUCAUUAAUCCCUUUGAGAAGCACAUCAUAUCAUUUGAAUUCAGUCAACUUUUAUAGCACCACUUUUAACACUUGGUAUCAUGCAAACAACAGAAUGUUUUAAUAUUAAAUUGCAAAAAAAUCCAAAAAUUUUAGGGAAAACUAUUUCCUAAAUAUGCAAUAGUAUGGUUAAACUAAAAGAUGCCAGCAAAGUACAAAAUGCAAGCAAUUUUUUUAAAUAUGAUAUGAGGAUAAACAAUAUAUGUACAUGCAUGUGCAGUUUUUUGUGUUAAAGUGUUAAAAUUACCAUUAAAUGUUCUGCUUGAAUGUACUGUUUGAAUUUGUUUAUGCGUGACGUAUUCACUUUGUUUUGCUUUUAUGUGUUUUUUUAUAACACUUUGGAAUGUUUGGCAACUUGUAGCAAGAAAUAUAGCAACAAUGUAUCCAUUAUCUGUUUGCAUUUGAUCUAGUCCAUCUCUGUACUUCAUGGAUACUACAACAGUACUCCAUUGCUUGUAUAGCAGCAGGAAUUUGAUCUUUAAGCUAUAAUUUGAAAUGCAAAAGGAAACUAUUUAUACUCCUGUUUACUACAUAAUGAUUUAAAUACUGUAUUAAGGCAAUAGUAUAAUGCCUAUAGGAAUGCAAACUGCACACUUGCACAGAAAGUUUUUAUUACAUAUUUUAACAAAAUUAUAUUAGAAUGCUUUGGACUUGCAAAUAUAAAUGUAUGACCUGCUGUUUGGGUAUAUGGUAAAACAUUACUGUUAUUGAUAUACUUACAGCAUCUCUAUAUGGUGAAAAUGUAGGAGCUUUCAAAAUUUAUUUAUUUUAAUUUAUUUUUAUGGCUAGGUCUUUUAGAUUUUAAACCUCUAUAAAGAAACAUUGUACAAUGUACACCAGCUCAAGAUACAUGUACAUAAUAAUAAAUAAAAACUCAAAAUGC
This is a messenger RNA of Triplophysa dalaica, 9718 nucleotides long. RefSeq names its product ankyrin 1, erythrocytic a (gene ank1a). NCBI's taxonomy places the organism in Eukaryota, Metazoa, Chordata, Actinopteri, Cypriniformes, Nemacheilidae. Gene Ontology annotation, molecular function: protein binding. The coding region runs from base 143 to 6334 and encodes 2063 amino acids. The record is from RefSeq and is a predicted model, not a curated record. The transcript is spliced from 45 exons. Gene Ontology annotation, biological process: signal transduction.